This is a messenger RNA of Ctenopharyngodon idella (grass carp), 3099 nucleotides long. Its product is annotated as somatostatin receptor type 3. Bases 935 to 2047 code for a protein of 370 amino acids. The record is from RefSeq and is a predicted model, not a curated record. Gene Ontology annotation, molecular function: G protein-coupled receptor activity. NCBI's taxonomy places the organism in Eukaryota, Metazoa, Chordata, Actinopteri, Cypriniformes, Xenocyprididae. Gene Ontology annotation, cellular component: membrane. Gene Ontology annotation, biological process: G protein-coupled receptor signaling pathway. The transcript is spliced from 3 exons.
CCAGUGUUCAGUGUGUGUGUGUGUGUCCUCUCUCUUCUCCUGUGCCUUUGUCAGCCCUUUUUAUUUGCACUUUUAGGCUGUAUCUUGUUUUUUGACUGGAUUGUGCCAUUUUCAAGGACUUUGGACAAUUCAUUUUAGAUCUUCUAAAACUAUAUGUCUGUCUAUCUGUCAAAUAUUUUUCAUCUAUCUAUCGUUCUAUCGUUCUAAUUUUUCCUUAUCUAUCUAUCUAUCUAUCUAUCUAUCUUUCGUUCUAAUUUUUUCUUAUCUAUCUAUCUAUCUAUCUAUCUAUCUAUCUAUCGUUCUAUCUAACGUUCUAUUUUUUCCUUAUCUAUCUAUCUAUCUAUCUAAUAUUUUUCAUCCAUCUAUCUAUCCCUCUAUCCCUCUAUCAUUCUAAUAUUUCUCAUCUAUCUAUCCCUCCAUCCAUCCCUCCCUAUCUAUCUAUCUAUCUAUCUAUCUAUCUAUCUAUCUAUUUUUCAUCCAUCUAUCCCUCUAUCCCUCUAUCUAUCUAUCCCUCUAUCCCUCUAUCGUUCUAAUAUUUCUCAUCUAUCUAUCCCUCCAUCCAUCCCUCUAUCUAUCUAUCUAUCUAUCUAUUUAAUAUUUCUUAUGCAUCUAUCCCUCCAUCCAUCCAUCCAUCCAUCCAUCCAUCCGUCAUACCUAAUGCUACAUCAAAAAUGUAAUAUUAUAACAGAAAUUUCAGUAUGUCGCAGGGUUGGAAUCAGAUUAGCUAAAGCCCACUGUCAGGAUAUGAAAUACCAUUUUUUAUUUAUUUCAGCUGAUCUUUAUCAUUGUUUAAGGAUACAGGGAUUUUUUGUUGUUUUAUAUGCAGAACUAAGAAGGUUUUCAUAUAAACUUUCUAAAGUUCAUCAAGGUUUAAUGGCCGUAUGGAUGUUCUGUUGGGGAAGUUGAAUCAUGGGCAUUAAAUUGUGUUUGGAGUAUGUUCCUGCCACAGCCUCAAGACUGGUUGAUUUCUACACAAUUCAUCAUGCCUGCCAUUGUGAACCUACUCUUCAACACGGUCUCCACCAACACCACCAUCUCCUUUUCUCUGGUGCUGCCUCUGGUUAGCAUCCUCUCCCUGCUGGUGGGGGUCGGAGGUCAUCUGCUCAUGUGGUUGGUGUUGAUGCGUAACCCACGGCGACGUUCAAAGCCCAGCUCUGUCCUCCUUUUAAACCUGAGUUUUGCUGAUCUGUGCGCUCUACUCACCCUGCCCUGUGUGCUACUGAGCGCCAGCUCUCAGAACUGGCAGCUGGGAGGAGGUGUUUGUGUGUUGUUGAGCUUCAUGACUUCCCUGACCGCUGGAGUGGACAUCUUCAGCCUGGCUGCCCUCUCUGUGCUGCGUUAUCGGAUAGUGGCUCCCUCGACACGGCCCCCCGCCACCCCAGCGCAGGUAGCUGGCACUGUUGCUGUUAUCUGGCUGGUUUCCAUCGCCAUGGCCCUACCUAAAGUAACGUACAUCCAGUUCGACAGCGGCUGCACGUGGUCGGUGGGUCGAGGUCACUGGCUGGGCUUCCUAGUUCCUGCGUUCCUGGUGUAUUACGUGGCUCCUCUACUCUGCAUCGCCCUGCAUUGCGGGCUCAUCAUCACACACCUGUACCGCUGUCGGGGCACUCUAGCCGCGGACCACCGCAAUAAAAAAGCCACUGCCCUUCUCAUCGGCUCCACGCUGGUGUUCGCCAUCAGCUGGCUGCCUUAUUAUGUCCUGGAGUUUGUCAAUGUUUUAUCACCCUCCCUUAAUUCUGUCAGCACGCCCGCAAGCCCAGCCCCCAGCUCCACCACCCCGUCAUCAAGUACGGAGGUGUCUCUGCUGUGGGAGGUGACCUCACUGUCUGCCAUUCUCCUGAUCUGUCUGGCACCUUGCUGGAACCCACCACUUUACUUCCUGCUAUCCAAGCCAGCUUUGAGGCAACUGAGAGGGCUGCUACGCAUCAUGCACCAACACUGGAGAGCUGCUACCCUCCUACAGCACAUAGUGCCAAAACACGCUCCCACACAACCCCACUCUCAGCCCGGGUCUCAACACAUACUACCAGCAACGCAAGCACAAUGAGAAAACGCACCCUCAGAAUGACAUGGUAAGGUACAGCACAUACCUGGAACACAGCAAAGCACACCCACACGCAACUACACACACGCCACACACACAAUGACAGGUGUUUUCUGCCAGAGCAUCCUCAUCCCUCUCACGCUGGCGGAGAUUGUGAGUUGCUUAGUAACACUACAGAGAGGAACAGAAACAUAAGACCAUGGACCUCUGCAUUUAUGGCUCAGCAUCACAUUUUACAAUGUUCCAGCAUGCCAGCUGCUCUCUUUCCCUCUCUCAAAAUCUCACACGGCAGAUUUUUAUCACCACGCUCGCACACAUUAGCAUGUUCUCGAUGACAUAUGUGUUCAUUUUUAAUUCGCUUGUUUCUGAUCAGAAUAGAUUAGAUUUGUGUGGGCUGGUACUGUAUAUCAGAUAGAUUGCCUAUAAAGGCUAAAUGUAGUGCAUUUGAGUCUCGCUCGCUGAUCAUUGGUGUUAUGAAUCAUCAAUAUGUGCUGUAAUGAGCUUUUUGACAGUCACUGUCAGCUUCGUGUGAAAUGCAGUGCACUGUGAUUUAGGAAAUGGGAAAAGUUUAUAAAUAUGUUUCCCAUUAAUGACAGAGGCACGGCUGAGAGAACGCAGCGGCUCUCAGAACUGUGUCACCUGCGGAUGAGUCAUCCUGCUUCACAAGAUUUUUUCAUUCUCUGCUAAUAUUGUAGCCAAUGUAAUAAAAUGUGGAUCUGAAUUGAUCCUGCACUUUUUCUUCUCCAAUUUCCAUUGCCCAUGCUCCUCCCUUCAAAUCAGUUCAUCUCUUUUGCCUGAUCUGAACUGAGAGGAAGGAUAGAAGAAGAGAAGGAAACAGCAUACAGAGUUGAAAACCAUUGUAUUAGCAUCGUACAUGUCCAAAAACCAUGAUAUUGAGUAUUGACAUGUAAAUCAUAGUAUUAGACAGUGUUGUUACCAUUAACCAAAACUAUUGUUUUGGUGAUUGAAAUAAAGCUGCAAUAAAAUAAAACAGUUAAGAAAUGUAUCUUUGGAAACUAAGUGAAAUAAAUACAAAGUUCUGUCAUAAAACUCUA